Messenger RNA from Desarmillaria tabescens, 876 nucleotides. RefSeq names its product complex I intermediate-associated protein 30-domain-containing protein. Gene Ontology annotation, cellular component: mitochondrion. The transcript has 5 exons. NCBI's taxonomy places the organism in Eukaryota, Fungi, Basidiomycota, Agaricomycetes, Agaricales, Physalacriaceae. The record is from RefSeq and is a predicted model, not a curated record. The coding region runs from base 39 to 833 and encodes 264 amino acids. Gene Ontology annotation, biological process: mitochondrial electron transport, NADH to ubiquinone; NADH dehydrogenase complex assembly.
UCAGAAACGAAGUUGGAUAGACUCGACUAUGUUCCACCAUGCAAGCCGUCUGGGCCAGGUAUUUAGGACGCAGCACUGAAAAACUGCGACAAGGAAUAUAUGAUGCGGUUCAUAUGACAGGCGCAGACAUACCAAGUCGAGCUCCGCGUACUCUGUUCAGCUUCAACAACCGCGAAGACAUACGACAAUUUCUCAAAGGAUGCGACGCUGACAUCGGCGGCACCUCGACGGUGAACUUUGAUCUCGACGAGUCUCCCAAACACAAUGCGGCCAUUAGAAGGGCAGCCACUGGCGUAUUUUACGGCGACAUGCGCCUAGCGGUAAAGCCAGGGAUGGAGGGGCAAAUAAAGGGAGGAUACGCUGCUAUUCAGAGCAAGCGCCGCCCAACCCUCUUCGGCGAUAUUCUGGAAGAGAUUGAAUAUCAUUCGUAUCUGGCUCUUCGGGUUCGCGUCGCUGGAGACCCCAGCACACACAAUUCCUAUUUUGUGAACGUACAAACGGACAGUAUGGUCCAAAACGACCUCUGGCAACAUCGGCUCUAUUUUAAGCGGAACGAUAACACCUGGGAAGAUAUCUUUAUUCCAUUUGAAAACUUUGUUCGCACAAAUUACGGCCAGAUUGCGGAAAUUAAGUCGGUGAUGAAUCGUAAAAAACUUCGCAGUAUCAACAUUUCACUCUUGGGAGGACAUAGCGGGGUCUCCGGAAAAUAUGAGCUCGGGAUUGACUCGAUUCGUAUAGUGAAUGAGGAGGAUGUGAAGUAUCCGCUUGUCGCCAACCAACAUAAUGAGAAGACAAGUGAUCAGGGCAAUUCGAAUUGGAAGGAUCUUUAUUGACAAGGUAGCAGCCAGGAAACGUCGUAUCCACUGACCUCACAUU